Gekko japonicus is the source of this 4527-nucleotide messenger RNA. RefSeq names its product zinc finger protein 628 (gene ZNF628). Gene Ontology annotation, biological process: regulation of transcription by RNA polymerase II. Gene Ontology annotation, molecular function: RNA polymerase II cis-regulatory region sequence-specific DNA binding; DNA-binding transcription activator activity, RNA polymerase II-specific. The record is from RefSeq and is a predicted model, not a curated record. Gene Ontology annotation, cellular component: nucleus. Lineage: Eukaryota; Metazoa; Chordata; Lepidosauria; Squamata; Gekkonidae.
AUGGAAGAAGCGCAAAGGGGUGGGGUCCGCUGGUUGGACCAGGCUGUUAGUGUGAGCAAGGUAAAGAUUGGGUGUCUCGCACCGCCGGCCGUUGGGAGGGUAGAGUGGGGGCCCCUCCCCCCACAGCCCCCCCUGCCCCCUCCCAUCAACCCCCCUGCAGGGGCGACGCGGCGGGAAGGGCCUUCAGGCCAGGUGAAGUCCGGUGCCAUGGUGGGAGCCCAGCAGCUAGAGAUGCAGGCAGCAGCGGUGCCAGUGGUGGCCCCGGCAGGUGGCAGUGCUGGCGGAAGCGGUGGCGAUCACCAGUAUGAAUGUCUGGAAUGCGGCAAGGUGUUCAAGUGGUCUUCCCGGCUCAUCCACCACCAGAGGACUCAUACGGGCGAGCGCCCUUAUAAGUGCUCCGAGUGCCCCAAGGCCUUCAAGGGGUCGUCCGCGUUACUCUACCACCAGCGUGGACACACGGGCGAGCGGCCUUACAAGUGCGGCGAGUGCGGCAAAGCAUUCAAACGUUCCUCUUUGCUUCAGAUCCACCAGAGCGUGCACACUGGCUUGCGUGCCUUCAAGUGCGCUCAGUGUGGCUUGGCCUUUAAGUGGUCCUCCCAUUACCAGUACCACCUGCGCCAGCACACUGGGGAACGCCCCUACCCCUGCCCGGCAUGCGACAAGGCCUUUAAGAACUCCUCUAGCCUACGGCGGCACCGUCAUACCCAUACGGGCGAGCGUCCUUAUGUCUGCCCCAUCUGCGGCAAAGCCUUCACGCAGUCCACCAACCUGCGGCAGCACCAGCGCGUGCACACCGGCGAGAGACCCUACCGAUGCCAGGACUGCGGAAAGGCCUUUACCCACUCCUCUAACCUGGCGCUACACUGCCGAUCGGCACACGCUGCCCGCCCCGCCCACACCUGUGUGAUCUGCGGCAAGGCCUUUGCCUCGGACGCCUAUCUGCAGCGGCACUUGGAAUCCCACGCUGAUGUCGCCCCUCCGGCGCAGCUUUUCCUAGAGGAAUCGACUGCCACUGUAGAGAUGCUGUUCCGGUGCAGCGUCUGUCACCUCACCUUCCCCCUCCAGGAGCAGUUGCUGACCCACCAGGAAGUGCACCUGGCCCCGCCGGAGCCGCCACCGCUGCCGCCGCCGCCUGUGCAGGAGGAGGCGGCAACCUCCACAACACCCCCUGUGCCCUCAUUAACUUGCUCGGUGUGCAGCAAGGCUUUCAAGAGCGUGGCGGGCGAUCGCACCUACACCUGUGCAGUCUGCGAGCGCUCUUUCCCGGCACUGGCCAGCCUAUUGGGCCACCAGCGUUCCCACCCCCCAGCGGAGCAGCGGCUGGAAGAGGCGGAGGUGACGUGCCCGGCACAGGCUGAGCCAGUACCUGCCCCCACAGUGACUACGCCGCCACCCCCCGAGCGGCCGUACGUUUGCGGGGAAUGCGGGAAGGCGUUCAAGGGCUCCUCUGGGCUGCGUUAUCACCUGCGUGACCACACAGGGGAACGUCCGUAUGCCUGUGGGGAGUGCGGGAAGGCCUUCAAGCGCUCUUCCUUGCUGCGUAUCCACCAACGGGUUCACACAGGGCUGCGUGCCUUCACCUGCCCCACUUGUGGGCUGGCAUUCAAGUGGGCCUCUCACUACCAGUACCAUUUACGGCAGCACACGGGGGAACGCCCGUACGCCUGCCAGGACUGCGGGAAAGCCUUUAAGAACACCUCAUGCCUCCGCCGGCACCAGCAGCUGCAUACUGGGGAGCGUCCCUUUGCCUGCCAGACCUGUGGCAAGGCAUUCACACAGACAUCCAACCUCCGGCAGCACCAGAGAGUGCACACCGGUGAAAGACCCUAUCGUUGCCGGGACUGUGGCAAGGCCUUCACCCACUCCUCCAACCUGGCCUUGCACCGUCGGACCCAUUCGCGGGAGCGUCCCUUCCAGUGUCCGGUGUGUGCCAAGGCCUUCGUCAUGGCCUCGUACCUGCAGCGCCACUUGCGCACCCACAACAGCACUGAGACGCCCAGCCGUCCGGCCGCUCCCUCCCCUGCUGCCACUCAGGAGGUGCAAAUCGUGCCCAACCUGCAGGCCACUCUGAACGUGGAGUUGAGCAGCAGCCCAGCCCCAGCCGGCCCUUCGAACACACAAACUUUCCUGCUGGUGCAGACGGCGCAGGGCUUGCAGCUCAUCCCAAGCGUGCAGCAGCAGCAGCCGCCACCACCCCAAAGUUCCCCCCCAAAACUCAUCCUGCUGCCCAGCCCCCAAGUGAUGCCCGCAGCACCUGCUGCUCCGGCCAGCUUUACCCUGUUGCCAAGCGCCCCCAUCGCCCCGAGCAAAUCCGUCCCACUCCGGCAAGGCAAGAGCAAGAAGCCUGUUCCGCUGCCACCUCCACCGCCACCCGUGUCUGGCAGCCAGAACAUCAUUUUGAUGCCCAGCACCACUGGGCCCAGCAUGCAGCCUCUCUCUAAUGUGCAGAUCCAGAGAACUUCGGGGUUGCAGGCUGGUGGGCAGAAUGUGAUUUUCCUCCAGAGUCUGCCUGAACAGCAAAUGGGCACGGUGCAGAUCCAAGCCGUGCCGGCUGUGUCGCCAGCAACCGGCACCCUCCAGAUUCAAGCCCUGCAGCAGCCUCAGCAGAUCCAGGCCCUGCCUGCUCCCCAGCAGACUAGUACUUUCCAGAUCCAAGCCCUCCCGCAUUCUCAACAGACUGGCAUCGUGCAGAUCCAAAGCCUGCCACUCCCCCAGAACACUGUCCAGAUCCAAAGUCUGCCCACGUCCCAGCCGACGGGCACGGUACAGAUCCAGAACCUGUCCAGUUGCCCAACAACAGGCACGAUGCAGUUCCAAACUCUUCAGCCUUCCCCGAAGGUGAACACUGUGCAGUUUCAGGCUGUCUCAUCGCCCCAGCAGAUGGGGACCCUGCAGAUCCAAACCCUCAAGCCUUCCCGGCAUAUGGGCCCCCUUCAACUGCAGGCCUUGCCCUCUGCUCAGCAGACCGGGACCCUGCAGAUCCAAAACCUGUCCCCCUCAAACCAGUCUGUGACUGGUGUUGAAAUCCAGGGGCUCUCUCCUUCCCAGCAGCUGGAUGGCACUAUUCAGAUCCAGGGCUUGGUGUCUUCCCAGGAAGAGCAGCAACUCCAGCCUUCCGAGGAGAUAGCCAGCAUCCAGCUUCAGACUCUGGGCCAACCUCAGGAGAUGAGUGAGGCGGGAUCUGCUCUGUCCAGCUCCCACGAGCUCUCUGGGGUAGACCUGCAGCAGGGAUCCAGUGCAGAGGAGGAAAGCCAGAACUUGAUUGUGGUGCAGAAUUCUCCCGGGGAUGAACUGCUGGGGCCUGGCGGUGAGGUGGAGAGCCUGGAGGGGGUGCAGGACGUGCACUUUGAGACACUGCAUACUGAGGAGGGGGUGCAGAAUGUGUUGGUGCUGAGUAGCGCAGGGGGGGAGCAGACCCGCCUAUGCGUGCAGGAGGUGGAGAAUAUCCAGACAGUGCAAGAGCUCCCGGGUCUCCAGCUGCAGGGUACUGAGGGCAGCUCCGGGACUGGACAGAACCUGCUGAUCAUCCGCAGCGCUCAAGGGGAACAGACUCUCCAAGUGCUGGAGAGCGUGCCGACGCUGCAGGUGAACAGCCCGGAGAGCGCGCAACCAGCCGGUGACGGCGGCGGCACCCCUCAGAUGGUGCAGCUUUUGCAGGGCCCAGUGGCUUCGCAGGGCCUGCCCUCCAUCCAGAUUGUGCAGGCGGUCCCGAACAUGCAGCUGGUCCACACCUUCUGAAAGCGGCCAUCCCCACAACAGAGUGAGGAUGUUGAGCAAGGCCCAGGCCUGCAGUCAUUUGCACUGGGAGCACAGAUGCGACGUGGGCCCCCACACCGUGGGUUCAGCUGGAAACUUGCCGGUUCUUGCUGUAGUUGCCGGAUAGGAUGACUCCAGUCUGGGUGACUUCAAGACUUCUGGGCGGCAUUGUCACCUAUACAGGUGGGCUUGGGUGUCCCACGACAAUGUCUUGGUGUGACGGCAAACCUGUGCCCACAGGUCCAAAGCAUACCCUUGGCUCUCCCCACCCCCCUUUCCUGCUCACAUGUAGGCUGCUGCUGCUGCUUUUGACCCUGCAGCCACAGUGACCACUCCACCACCUUCACGAGUACGUAUAUGCCCUUGCAUGAGAAGAGGGGCUGGCUAGUCUAGCCCUUUGUUCUGUCAUAGGUCCACGCCUGUUUUCUGUCCUUGAAAUAUUUUGUUCUAGCAAGAACCAAAAGUUUGCACUGCCUGAUGGUUAAAAGAAAAUUAAACUCCAUGGCAGCCAGGACUCCUGGGUUUUCUCCCCCGUCUCAGACAGGGAGUACGAUUGCCGGGUAGCAGCUGGAAUCUCGGCUUCUCUCCCUUCCACAUUAUAGCUUUGGAUCAGAGUCUUCAUGACGCAGUGUGGGCUCUGCUUGGUGUAACAGAAAAAUCAGGGAAGUUCAGGUUUUGAGGUCUUCCUUUGUUUCUCAACAUUAUAGGGGGGGAUGCUGUUGGGGGCCACCUUGUGACUGGUCAUAGACUGCAUAUCUCAGCCUCACAGGU